Cotesia glomerata is the source of this 1446-nucleotide messenger RNA. RefSeq names its product E3 SUMO-protein ligase ZBED1-like. Gene Ontology annotation, molecular function: protein dimerization activity. NCBI's taxonomy places the organism in Eukaryota, Metazoa, Arthropoda, Insecta, Hymenoptera, Braconidae. The record is from RefSeq and is a predicted model, not a curated record. The coding region runs from base 1 to 1446 and encodes 481 amino acids. The transcript is spliced from 3 exons.
AUGUCACUUGUAAAAUACAUAGCAAUAGGUAUGUUACCGUUAUUACACGCCGAAGGUCCAAGAUUUAUGCAAUUCGUUAAAGCUCUCAGUCCUGAAUAUGUGAUCCCGAGCAAAACAGUCAUAAAAGAUCGCUUAGAAGUCUUGUACCAAUCAGUGCGUAAAGAUAUACUGGCAACUCUUCGUAAUUUUUAUGAUGUGUCGAUUACAACGGACGCUUGGACAUCUCGUUCUGCAGUUUCAUUUAUUACAAUUACAGUACAUGCUAUAGAUGAGUUAUGGAAUUUAUACUCUGUAACUUUGAACACCUUGGAAAUGACUGAAAGUCACUCGGCAGCAAAUAUUUACCAUCAUUUAUGCAAUGCUUUAUCAGAGUGGAAUUUGGCAGAUAAAACAAUUGCUGUGGUCCAUGAUAAUGCACGAAAUAUGGUGGCUGCAAUGCGCGAAAGCUCUACUGCUGACAUCAAGAUCGGUCAAAGUGUUCGUUGCGUUUGUCAUUCGUUACAGCUUGUUAUAAAAAAAGCUUUUAAUGAAGAACAUUUUCAAAUACAUCUUCAAAAAGUUUCUGCAAUCGUUGGUCACUUUAAACAUUCAUAUAAAGCAACAAAAGCUCUUAAAGAUGCCCAGAAAUUACAUAAUUUACCUGACCAUUCUUUGAUUAGCUACUGUGUAACUCGUUGGAAUUCCGCUUACAAUAUGAUUGAACGGCUAUUGGAACAAAGACAAGCAGUUGAAAGUGUGUUACUGAAUCUUGAGUUUACAACUACAGUAAUGUGUAAAAAAUUGCUGUUACGUAAUUUAGAAUGGAAUUAUUUAAAAGACUUGGUUCGAAUAUUGAAACCGUUUGAAGUAGCAACGAAAAUAAUGUCUAGUCAAACGGAAUCAACUAGUGGAAUGGUACGGCCACUUAUUCAUUCAAUGAUAGAUAAGUUCUUGGUGCUUGAUGAUUCAGAUGACCCUCCGAAAAUUCAAUCACUUAAAGAAGUAUUUCGCGAAGAACUAGAAGCUCAGUUUUUGGAGGAAGAUUAUGAUUCCGUACCUGCAUUAGCCUGUUUUUUGGAUCCUAGAUAUAAAAAUAUGGCUGAUGAAACUCAAGAAUUUCGAGAGUCGGUCCAAGAAAAAAUUUUAGAAAUUAUGGCCAAAGAAAAUGUUAAAGAGACACCAGCAGCUAUCACUAAAAAUAAGAGAGAGAAAAAUUUGGACUAUCUCUUUAAUUGUGAAGCCUUAUCUCAAAGCUUUGAGAGAAUGGCAAGCUUUGAAAGUGAUAAUCCAAAUUAUCUAGAUAAUGAAAAUGAAAGAGAAAUUAAUAGCUUCAAAAUGGAGCCAAAUAUUCCGCUUGGUGACAACCCUCUUCAUUGGUGGCACUCAAAACGCCAUAAGUUUCCUAAACUGGCUAGGCUGGCGAGAAGAUACUUAGGUGUCCCAGCAUCAACUAAGCCUAUCGGUUAG